AAAGUCCCCGAGUCAUCCAAGUCAUGACGAGCCUCGCAAGGAUCACCAAGCACCACACGAACAGGACCAAGUUUUCUGCCACUCACAGCCUUGUCUCCAAUCGGACAUACCAAAGUCAACCACAUCAUCCGGCAUGGACCCCCAAUUCGAUACCAUCAACCUCUCGACACCGUGGUAUAACGACACGGCACUCAUGGCGAGUUCUCGUCUCCUCGUUCAACAAGAUAAUAAUUACAAUGCUAACACGGCAACUCAGUUUGACGACGACAAUCUAUUCUGGGAGCCGCUGACAACUCUCGGCUCGGAAGCACCCAACGACUCUGCCUCCUGCCAGCCCGCCAAUCUCGUCUCGCCCGAGACCGACCGCGCGUUCGCGUCUAGCGCGUACAGCUCGCCCGCGGACGAAUUCUCUCAAAGCCCGUCGUCUUCGUCUUCGUCAUCCUACCCGUGGUCGCCCGCGCUCCAGCCCGCCAGCCUCUCUCUGAGCAGCAGUAUCCGGCUCGGCGCCGCCGACGGGCUCGACUUCGACCUUGGCUCGCCGCUCGACGCGCUCAGCCCCUGGAACGACAGCCACGGCGAGGACGACAUGGGUUCUAGCUCGACCCCCAACCCGCCCACGGCCACUAAACCGACGCGGGCUGCAAGCCCCCAGACAGCACCUGCGCCCAAGCUCCGCGCCAGCCGCAUGCGCGGCGUGGGCAAGACGACGAACAGCAAGGGCAGUAGCAUCAGAAGCCUGGCAAGCAGCCACGGCGGUGACGACAAGCGCCGCCGCAGCUGCCACAACCUGGUCGAGAAGAAAUACCGCAACCGGCUCAACCACCAGUUCGAGCUGCUGCUGGCCGCGCUGCACGAGACGGCGGCGACGAUGGCGGCACAGGCCGACAAUGGGGAUGGGGAGAGCGACACCUAUGCUGAUGGCGCUAGCCUCGGCGACGGCAGCAGCACCAAGACGCUCGGCAAGGCCGCCGUGCUGCAGCUCGCGCGCGAGGCCGUGCUCGGGCUCGAGAGGCGCAACCGCGGGCUCACGGCGCAGCUGGAGCGCAUGCGCGCCGUGGUUGAUGGAAGGGACUGUUUCUACGGGGCUGGGACGGGUGCGAACGUUGCUGGGACGGGUGCGAACGUUGCUGAGGUUACGGAGAUUGCUGCUGGGGCUGGGGCUGGGGUGCGGAGGGCGGUUGGGCGGAGGAGGAUGGCUGUUUAGUGACGGCUUGGUCGGGGUAGACUCCCCCCUUUGUGACUAGGAGCGUGGUGUUUGGGUUUAUAUUCGGGCCUGUUGUGUUUUAUACAAAAGCGAAGGAUGCCAGCUGGCUAUACCUUGGUCUGCUUGAGUUUCGUCUGCCAUGUCAAUGGCACAGAGCGUCAUUCCCAGGGCUUUUCAGAAACUGAAAUUGAAUUCAAGAAGAGCCAAAACUG
Molecule: messenger RNA, 1416 nt
Organism: Lasiosphaeria miniovina
Lineage: Eukaryota; Fungi; Ascomycota; Sordariomycetes; Sordariales; Lasiosphaeriaceae
Exons: 1
Coding region: 134-1204 (356 amino acids)
Molecular function (GO): protein dimerization activity
Source: RefSeq, a predicted model, not a curated record